GGAAGACUGAAGAAGGCAACACCGCAUGCUUCGUUUCCCGUAUCCCGUCUCCCGUCUCCCCUCUCUUUGACUACGUCCUCCGGAAGAGAUCUACGUUCUCCCGUUUAUCCUAGAGCUGCCCCAUCAUGUCGUCCCCUCUUUCUGCAUCGGGUAAACGCAAGCGAAGUUCUUCUCAACACCAGCCGAGAAGCAUCCUCAACACGUCCAAUGCAGAAUUUUUGCAACCCUCUUCUCGAGACGCAUCCGGUGAGGACGGUGAAGACUCGACCAGCUCGGUGACCUCGCCAAACAAGCACAGGAAGCCCCAGCCAGUUGAUGCUGCAAACAUCCCACCAUCGAAACGAGUUCGGAAGGGCUCUGGUGAUAAUAAUGCACAUGCCGUCAAUGGUACAGUAGACCUGUCUUCGUUGGAAAAUCAGGAUCCUGGCGAGCCGUCAGAGACGACCGAUGGUAGCAGCCAUGCUGUUGGAAAGCGAUCCAAGAGCCGGCCGGAUUUGCAUCUCAAGACUCCUGUAGAACCAGCAGACGAUGACCAGGAUCAGGAUACGGGUGCACGCAUGGAACCACCUGCAAGGGGAGGAUUGCAGGACCCUGUCGGUUACCACACCAACCCUCCGCCUGUAGGUCGGCCGGUCCGAGUCUAUGCGGAUGGGGUUUUUGAUCUUUUCCAUCUCGGUCAUAUGCGACAACUAGAACAGGCUAAAAAGGCCUUCCCAGAGGUGUAUCUCAUUGUUGGGGUGACUGGAGAUGAAGAAACCCAUAAACGCAAAGGCCUGACUGUUCUCAGUGGUGCGGAGCGGGCAGAGACUAUCCGCCACUGCAAGUGGGUAGAUGAAGUGAUCCCAAACUGCCCGUGGAUUGUGACUCCCGAGUUCCUCGAGGAACACAAGAUCGAUUAUGUAGCGCAUGACGACUUGCCUUACCAAGCUGACGAAGGGGAUGACAUCUAUGCUCCCAUCAAAGCUCAGGGCAAAUUUUUGGCUACGCAGCGAACAGAAGGUGUCAGCACGACCGGUAUCAUCACUAGAAUCGUGCGUGACUACGACCAGUACAUCGCCCGUCAAUUCAGACGGGGGGCAUCCAGGCAAGAACUCAAUGUCUCCUGGCUCAAGAAGAACGAGCUGGAAGUGAAACGCCACGUAGCGGAGCUUCGAGACAGCAUCCGCAACAAUUGGACAACAACGGGCCAGGAAUUGGGGAGGGAACUCCGACAGUUCUGGCAGAACAGUCGGCCGGGCAGCCCUGCCCUCAGUGCGAGGAAUAGCGUGGACUACGGCAACUCGCGCGGCGGGUUAAUCAGUCCAACGGCCAGCAAGUCUCACCUUACACGGGUGGAGGGGUCCUAUCGCCCAGAAAGCCCUGUGGGAGCCGGGAGAAACGAAGAUUUCGCGACAGGAUACAGUCUAGGGCUUCUUGGUGGUGUUAGAGCAUGGAUGUCGCGCAACCGCCGCUCGCUCUUCGAACAGUCCAAUGGAAAUCAUUCAUCUUCCGGAAGCGAGGAAGAGCAAGAGCCUGAAUCUCAGAAUGGCAAUGGUCACAGCACCAGCCUGGCGUCGCCCGAGUUCAAUGCUAGAACUGGCGCCAACCCUGUUUAGCAUAUUUGGUAAGACGAGCGUCUUAAAUUGGAUACCCCGACGCGGAAUCCCAUUCUCACGAACGCUCAAACGGACAGCUCACUCAAUGGAUGCUGUGACCUAUUAUUACAUGCAUUAUAUUCUUACGAGAACAUAAGCUCUCUCUCUCGCACUGUUUAGCUUCACUUCAUCGAGGAGCAAGGCGUACUUCUUUCCCCCCGGAUUCAGUCCUUACCUUUCUAUCUUUUGUGUCAUCGUUUACCAUGAAUUUUCUUGCUAUUGGCCCUCCACUCAAGCCCCCGAUCAAUAUUAUUUAUACACUAUUAAUUCUUCAGCCUUCUUUUGACCCUGAAAGGGAGCCCACAUCGAGGAACGUAUGGACCAGGAUGUCUAGAAUGCCUCAUGCCUUUCCCUCAUGUCUUGUUCACUGAGGCCUGAGCAUGGGGUGAAUGCUGAAGUGAGUGGCAAGCAGGGUGUAGCGGAAUCAAUCAACGCUGUAAAAAAUGAAUACUGUACAGAUUCCCAAAACACGCUCACUGAUUCUUUCCUGGAGCAUAGUUAACAGCUGUUUCGAUGAGCG
Monascus purpureus is the source of this 2154-nucleotide messenger RNA. NCBI's taxonomy places the organism in Eukaryota, Fungi, Ascomycota, Eurotiomycetes, Eurotiales, Aspergillaceae. The record is from the annotation of a GenBank genome assembly.